This is a messenger RNA of Clupea harengus (Atlantic herring), 7204 nucleotides long. It is a transcript of the gene slc12a7b, whose product is annotated as solute carrier family 12 member 7b. The record is from RefSeq and is a predicted model, not a curated record. Gene Ontology annotation, biological process: chloride ion homeostasis; cell volume homeostasis; potassium ion import across plasma membrane. Lineage: Eukaryota; Metazoa; Chordata; Actinopteri; Clupeiformes; Clupeidae. Gene Ontology annotation, cellular component: plasma membrane. Gene Ontology annotation, molecular function: potassium:chloride symporter activity.
UCCACGCGUGUUGCCCCAUACCAUACAUCGUACUUUGUGUGCUGUGCAGCUCGCACUCCUUAGCUGAGAUUGGCUGGUAUGACUCAAGCGGUACACUGUCUGAUCCCUGAAAUUGUAUUUUGAUCAGGGCGGUCCGAUAACGAUCGGACAAGACUGGAGAAACAUGACCGAAAGAUUUGUGGUCAUCCCCGUGGGGCAGGGUGACAAUGAAAACCGUGAAGAAGUACCUGAGGACGGAGGGAGAGGAGCGGGAGGUGAUGUUAUUGACCACCAAGGCGUAAUUCCCAUUCUUGAGUACAGCAGAGAGCCCAACAAAUACGGUGAUGGCAACCCAAAGGAGAGCAGCCCAUUCAUCAACAACACAGACAAUGACAAAGGCACGCUGUACGAUGGCAAAAACAUGGCCCUCUUCGAGGAGGAGAUGGACAGUAACCCCAUGGUGUCCUCACUGCUCAGCAAGCUGGCAAACUACACCAACCUCACCCAGGGGGUCAGGGAACACGAGGAGGCCGAUGACGACGAGGGAGCCAAGAAGAAGGCUGUCAAGAGUCCUCAGAUGGGCACGUUCAUCGGCGUCUACCUGCCGUGCCUGCAGAACAUCCUGGGCGUCAUCCUCUUCCUGAGAAUGACGUGGAUUGUUGGCACAGCGGGCAUCCUGGAGUCCUUCAUCAUCGUGGCCAUGUGUUGCUCCUGUACAUUGCUGACAGCGAUAUCAAUGAGUGCCAUUGCAACAAAUGGUGUUGUCCCAGCUGGAGGCUCAUACUACAUGAUCUCUCGAUCCCUGGGCCCAGAGUUCGGCGGUGCGGUGGGCCUUUGCUUUUAUCUAGGCACCACGUUUGCAGGAGCAAUGUACAUUCUGGGUACCAUUGAAAUUCUCUUGACUUAUAUAGUGCCAAGUGCGGCCAUUUUCAAAGCAACGGAGAAGGAGUUUGAGGCGGCAGCCAUGUUGAAUAACAUGAGAGUCUAUGGCACCGGCUGUCUGGCUCUCAUGGCUUUGGUGGUCUUUGUGGGCGUGAAGUACGUCAACAAGCUGGCGUUGGUCUUCCUGGCGUGCGUAGUGCUCUCCAUCCUCUCCAUCUACGCGGGGGUCAUCAAGACCAUCUUUGAACCCCCAGAUUUUCCGAUUUGUUGGCUGGGGAACCGCUCUCUCCAGAACCACGGGUUCGACAAGUGCAUGAAGACGGAGGUGAUAGACAACAUGACGGUCACCACCGACCUCUGGGGCCUCUUCUGCGACGGGCCCUCACUCAACGCCUCGUGCGAUGAGUACUUCAGGGACAACGAAGUCACCCAAGUGCAGGGCAUCCCUGGGCUCAUGAGUGGGCUCAUAUUAGAGAACAUGUGGUCAACUUAUGGCCCUGAUGGUAUGCUUGUGGAGAAGAUAAACUUCCCGUCGAAACCGGCCACAAACACGUCUCAGGACAUGUAUAUGCCAUACGUGGUCAACGACAUCGCCACCUUCUUCACCCUGCUGGUCGGCAUCUACUUCCCCUCAGUCACGGGUAUCAUGGCAGGAUCAAACAGGUCAGGUGACCUAAGGGACGCCCAGAAGUCUAUUCCCGUAGGAACCAUCCUCGCCAUAGUAACCACCACCAUCAUCUACCUGACCUGUACGGUGCUGUUUGGAGCCUGCAUCGAGGGCACCGUCCUGCGGGACAAGUUUGGUGAUUCGGUUAAAGGAAACCUUGUGAUUGGCACGCUUUCCUGGCCGUCACCAUGGGUGAUUGUGAUUGGCUCCUUCUUCUCCUGUUGUGGAGCGGGGCUUCAGAGUCUCACUGGCGCCCCCAGGCUGCUGCAGGCCAUUGCGCGUGAUGGCAUAGUGCCCUUCCUGGAGGUGUUUGGCCAUGGGAAGGCCAAUGGUGAACCCACCUGGGCUCUGCUGAUGACAGCAUUCAUCUGUGAGAUUGGCAUCCUCAUCGCCUCACUGGACGCCGUCGCCCCCAUCCUCUCCAUGUUCUUCUUGAUGUGCUACCUGUUUGUGAAUCUGGCCUGUGCCCUGCAGACUCUGCUGCGGACACCCAAUUGGAGGCCUCGUUUCAAGUUCUACCACUGGGCCUUGUCUUUCCUGGGCAUGAGUCUGUGUCUGGCCCUAAUGUUCAUCUCCUCCUGGUACUACGCCCUGGUCGCCAUGGUGAUUGCAGGAUGCAUCUACAAGUACAUUGAAUACAGAGGUGCGGAGAAAGAGUGGGGUGAUGGGAUUCGGGGUCUCUCCCUCAAUGCUGCUCGCUACGCCCUGAUGCGCCUGGAGGAAGCCCCACCACACACCAAGAACUGGAGGCCCCAGCUGUUGGUGCUGCUGAACUUGGACUCGGAGCUGUGUGUAAAGCACCCGCGCCUGCUAUCCUUAACGAGCCAGCUCAAGGCUGGCAAGGGCCUCACCAUCGUGGGCUCCGUGCUGGAGGGCACCUACCUCACCAAGGAGACGGAGUCCAAGAAGGCAGAGACGAACAUCAAGUCGUCCAUGACUGCUGAGAAGACCAAAGGCUUCUGCCACGUGGUGGUGUCAUCCAACCUGCGCGACGGCUUCUCUCACUUCAUCCAGUCGGCGGGUCUCGGGGGCAUGAAACACAACAGCGUCCUCAUGGCCUGGCCCGGCAGCUGGAGGCAGUCCAACGACUCCCAGUGCUGGAAGAACUUCAUCGAAACUGUGAGGGAGACCACAGCGGCCAGUCAAGCAUUGCUGGUGGCCAAGAAUGUGGACAGCUUCCCGACCAAUCAGGAGAGGCUGGGGGAGGGCACCAUUGACGUGUGGUGGAUCGUCCAUGAUGGAGGCAUGCUGAUGCUCCUCCCCUUCCUGCUCCGACAGCACAAGGUGUGGCGUAAGUGUAAGAUGCGCAUCUUCACCGUGGCUCAGAUGGAUGACAACAGCAUCCAGAUGAAGAAGGACCUCCAGAUGUUCCUCUACCACCUGCGUUUGAAUGCUGAGGUUGAGGUGGUGGAGAUGCAUGACAGUGACAUCUCCGCCUUCACCUAUGAGAAGACCAUGGUGAUGGAACAGCGCACCCAGAUGCUCAAGCAGAUGCAGCUCUCCAGGACAGAGAGGGAAAGAGAGAUUCAGAGCAUCACGGAUGAGUCGCGUAGCUCCAUCCGCAGGAAGAACCAAAUCGGGGCUAGCGAACCCGGCACGAGCCGGCAGACGGAGGACAACCAAGAGGACGAGGCCCAGCUCAUUCACGACCGGAACACCGCCUCUCACGCAGCCAUGAAUGACAAGGCUGACGCCACGCCCGACCGGGUCCACAUGACCUGGACCAAGGAAAAGUUCUUCACCGAACGCAACAGGAACCGCGAGGCCAACGCCAACAUAGCCGUACGCGACCUCUUCAACAUGAAGCCAGAGUGGGAGAGUCUGAACCAGUCAAACGUGCGGCGCAUGCACACGGCGGUGAAGCUGAACGGGGUGGUGGUGAACAAGUCGCAGGGGGCGCACCUGGUGCUCCUCAACAUGCCGGGCCCGCCCAGGAACCGGGGUGGAGAUGAGAACUACAUGGAAUUUCUGGAGGUUUUGCUGGAGGGUCUCAACCGGGUCCUCUUGGUGCGGGGCGGCGGCCGCGAGGUCAUCACCAUCUACUCUUAAAGACUGCGUUGCCGUGGGUAACAGCCAUCAGCCCCCCUCUCCUGCCAUGCCUCGACAGUUUCCGGAAAAAUCCAUUUAGGGCAGGGGGCUUUUAGCAGUGGCAUUACAACUGGCGGUGUUUCUUUCAAGGGUGGGGUGCCCCUUUUGGCGACCCUGCCAUGGGGCGUGCCACCUGUCGGAGAAGCGACGGCAGGCGUGGCGAGAGUGACCCCCCCCACCUUCAGCUGAGGGCCAGAGCUGAAUACUACCAUUUUUAUGUUGCCACGGCAACAGACUGUCUUUGCCCACCCCCCGUGUUGUCGUGCUUGGGUUUGUCAGUCUCCCUAGUGUGUGUGUGUGUGUGUGUGCGCACAAUGCAUCCUCUUUGUGUAUUUUAAUCUGUAAUAGCAAAUGUACAUUAAGCAGACCAUGGCAGUGUAUGUAAGACACAUAAUCUCAUGUUGCUCUUAUUGUUUCUUUUGGUUGUAUCUCUCUUUUGGGGGGUGGGGGGGUCCAGGUUUGGGGUGGGGGGGUAAUUAUGAAGGAAGAGACGCACAUUUCCAUACAGUUUGGCUGCUCUCUCUCCCUGACCAGAGACAUUUAACUAGCCUAUGAAGACGCUUUUAAUCUAUACUGUUCCUAUUCCUCAAAGGAUUAGGGUAUGAAGAGAGUGAUCUUGACAUUUCUCCAGACACUCGAGGUGCUAUACCUUCAGAGCUGGCAUAUAUGUUUGUUUUUUGAAGGGGGUCAGGGGGGGAGUUUAACCUUUCUAUAUGACCCAGAUUAUGCCCAUUGUCCGUUCCACAAUACCUUCUGUUUUUGCAAGUCAGACAGAGGUCAUCUUUUAAGUCCCAUAUUCUCACAAAACUGUAUGUCAUAUGAAGGGAUUGUAUUCUUUUUUUUGUUGUGGGCCGGGGGGGGGCAUGCUAAUGUCGCCUCAGUUUUUUGGCUGUGUGUGUCUAAGGGAUUGGCCCAAUGCGUAAGUGUGGGAUCAGAAUGUGCAAUAGUUGUUCCUAUGUGAAGUGACAAAAAUAUCUUUUCACACAGUACAGUAUAUCUCUUGAACGGGUCCGGGUGGGCCUUUCCAAGCAACAGCUGAUUCUGGACCAGAUCCGGUUUAGGUCUGGCCCACAUUAGGUCAGAUUAGUCAGUUUGGGUUGGUCAUCAGCUCUGGCUGGACGGGGCGCCUGAGGGUCUGCGGAGAGUCAAACGAGUAACCAUUGCAUUGGGAGCAUAGCCAUAGGGAAACCCCUCAUGAAGGGGAGUCUUCAUUUCAGUCUUUACUGGCCACUGCUGCCACCAUAUUUACACGGCGCUAUUGUGCUGCUUCAGAAACAGUUGUGUACCAAAGCCUAGACGCAAAUCUCAGUGUUGCUGUUAUCGUGACUAGUCGUCAUGGUGAGGCUGGGUUGUGAGUGUGGGUGGGUGAGCGAGCGAGCGGGAGACAUGGGAGUGGAUUGAAACGACUACCCUCACAUAUCUACCGAAGCAGCCACCUCCUGGAGGAAGAGGAGAAAGUAGUUGAAAUAAAGACCUACAGUACAUAUGAUUAUUGUAUAUCAGUAGACUGAGGUUGGUGAUGAUGCACUAUUUCUGUGUCUUUGCACACCAGGUCAAAAUGUUGUUAUUGUCAUCGUCGUUGUCGUCGUUGUUCUUUUAAGUAGAAUAGCCAUUUUGAUUCAAAAGGCUCCACACAACAGGGUUUGUUGUUUUAUUUUUUCGACUUUUUUUUUAAAACUAUGAAAUCUUUUUAAGUUUUGGCUUUAUCACUCAGACGUUGACUGGAAUCAGUAGGAAGCAGUUCAUCAUCACAGUACUCAACAGCAAAUACUCAUGAUCUCAUGUGCAGUGAGUUGUAGUUACAUUGUGUCUUGUGAUUUGAAUUUAGUCCAGCUGAUCAUUUUUAAGAUCUUUUGUUUUUCUUCUUCUUCUCUAGGUUACUGAGGAAGCCGUUGUUUCAGUGUAGCUCAUACUUUUAUCCAGCACUGUUAUGUUGUGAAAUUGUAAAAUGUUACAUAUUUUUUAGCAAAAUAUUCGAUGUUCUGACAUUGUAUCAUAGGAGAAAAUGUGCCAAACGUUUCAAGUAAGGAAGAACUGGAAGCAUUUGCUCUUUAUGUUCCUCCCGUUGGCUAACACAAGCAAUGGGACGGCUCCUCUAGCACCAUCUGACCAAUGGGACGGCUCCUGUAGCCCCAUCUCACCAGUGUGGAAUCGACCAAUAAAACACAGCAUUUUUUUUAAAGUGUCAGUCAGAGGGAUCAAGUCUUUUGACACCAUCACUAUGAGUAGGAAGCGCAACAUUAAGAAGAGAAUCUAUGGAGAUGAAAGAUGCAGUAGUUUAUUCACUGAGGCUAUGGUGCUGAAUUGAAAAAGUGGCUGCGCUGCAAUGAUAAGAAGUUGGCCCAAGGUGUCAGUUCACAUCAGCUGUAGCUACCCCUCAUCCCUGCAGGGGGCGUAGUUGUGCAUUGCACAGCAUAGCACACAACACACUUGUGCAUAAACGGUGUGACCUUCCUGAAAUUCUCAAAUUAAAGCUGUACAUUGUUCAGAAUAUUUCUCUGGUACCUUUCUGCUAGCUCUGCAAUUAUUCAUUACCAAAGCACUGUGUAAUUUUGUUUGUUUGUUUUUCGACAGUACUUUGUGGUGGUGUACCUUAGAGCUGACCAGCAAUGUAUGUGUUUAUUUUUCCCGCACUAUACUCAUUUACUUUGCAGUUUUUUAUAGCCUCUUCAAGUCAUAACAUCAUAUUCUUGACUAUCGAUAUGUGCUCCGUCUCUAGGACAGACGGGCGUCUAUUUUAUUUCUUAAGGGGUUGGUGAGGUACAAUUGUGACCAUUUUUCUUCUCUCUCUCUCUCUCUCACUCUCUCUUCUAAUCUACUGGCUAUUUUCAGUAAGUCCUGCUUUUGGACCUGCUAGAAGGGCAGGAGAAGGCUAGCUCUGAAAGAGGAAGUAGUUUAAAAUGACAGCGGAUAGCGUUCUCCGCUCAAACGUGGGCAUGUGUCUGCCACUGUAUGAAGCGGGAGUAUGCAAACCUAAACAGAUAGCUAUGAUGAUAAGAGCUAGGUGGGUAGAGGGAUUAAGCUUAAUCACAGGGAGAUGAGCACAUCGACAUAGACCCUCUCAGAAGCACAUAGCAGAGACACAGGCAUAGGUAAUUGCAUAUGAAUGAGAAUGUAAUCUACCUCAAGGAGGUCUUACUAGAGGUCAACACCUGUGCAAUCAUUCUCCCAGUUGUUUGGGCGUGUGUGUGUGUGUGUGUACACAAAGUGUGUAUUGUCUUUCAUUUCCCCAAUCCUCUAUUCUGAGGAAUGGCCUGUGUGUGUGCGUGUGCGUGUGCGUGUGCGUGUGCGUGUGUGUGUGUGUGUGUGUGUGUGUGUGUGUGUGUGUGUGUGUGUGUGUGUGUGUGUGUGUAAGCGCGUGUGCAUACAUGCAAAUGUGUAUGCAUUACUGGCCUAUACAUCAUUAAGAGGUCAGCUGUGUGUGUGUGUGUGUGUCUGUGUGCAUGCAUUUGAGCUGUUAUGCUUUCUAGAUAGACUGUCAUAACAAAGACCUGUGAGAUGUUAAAUGUGGGUGCAAACAUAGUGGAGCUUAGCCCUUUAAAUUAAAUUUGUGCCUCUUAAGUAAUUUAAAUAAAGUGCUGGAACAUA